Molecule: messenger RNA, 1437 nt
Organism: Closterium sp. NIES-65
Lineage: Eukaryota; Viridiplantae; Streptophyta; Zygnematophyceae; Desmidiales; Closteriaceae
Source: the annotation of a GenBank genome assembly
AUGCUUCACUUCAAUGCUCCCUCACCCCCUUUCAACCCCCCCAAUAGGUCGCACUACUAUGUCCAGUUGAACGGCGUAUCAGUGGGAGGGCAGCGCCUGCCAGGCGUUGACCAGCCGGCCUUCUCCUCGCAGCAGGACGUGUUUGGCUGCUCACACCCUCCCCCCCACCCUCCUCUUGUUCCCAACCCCUCCUCUUGCCCUUCGUCCCCCAACCCCAGAUCACAUUAUUAUGUCCAGUUGAACGGCAUCUCAGUGGGGGGGCAGCGCCUGCCAGGCAUCGACCAGUCGUCCUUCUCCCCGCAGCCGGACGUGUUUGGCGGCUCGGGCAGCCUGCAGGCGGGAGGGGUGAUCAUAGACAGCGGCACCACCCUCGCCAUGUUCCCCACUCCGAUUUACAACACGUGGCUGGACGCGGUUACUUCUCUCAUCACCUUGCCCCAAGUGGGCGCCACGUCAGACUUCCUCUGCUACGACUUUGGCUCCAACAAGUAUGAGGAACUUUCCAAGUACUUUCCGACGGUGACUCUGCAUUUCGAGGGGGCAGACAUGACCGUUGAACCCCCCGGCUAUGUCUUCCUGCACUCAAAUUACAUGACCAUCGUCCCUCGCGGCUAUGACUUCCUGCGUUUUAAUGGGGUGGUCAUGGCUGCGUGCAUAGGAUGGCAACCCAUGCUUGGAGGAGACUUUUCCAAGAUAACUGUCAUUGGAGACAUAGUCCUGCGCAACCAUCUCGUUGUGUAUGACACGGAUAACAUGAAGCUCGGAUGGGCUCCCUACGACUGUUCCGUGGGAACGAUCACAGCCGAUGGAGGGGAAUACAACGUCACCAUUAUUGUGGGAGCCAAUCUCUCCCCGCCGCCACCGGUCAAGUCGUCCGCCUCUGCGGCUCGGCGCCCCACUUUCAUGCUCUCGCUACUAGCGGCUGCGCUAGCAUCUGCAGUGCUUUUCCUCGGCGCUGGUGGAGAGGGCUCUCUCUCGCUUCUCCGCAUCUCUCCGCCAAGCGUAUCCUCCGUCCCGCAAUUUUUUUCCCACAUGGAUGAGUCGGAUUUUCUUAAAGCCCUGGCGCUUUACCCAGUAGUUCGCUCGCGUGACUACAACGAAAACGAUCUCCCGGCCACCGCUGCUGCUGCUUCCUCCCACGCAUCUGAAUCCCAGCGCGGUAAUCCCAAGCAAGUCAGUUUACUUGCAGAGGGAGUUUCCGGGCAGCAACCCGAGACAGGUGAAGCGAAUCUAGGGCUUGGGGGAACGGCUCCUACUCCUUCUAGGUCGUUUUGGGAAGUGCUGCAGGAGCGAGUGGCGGCGCACUUGCCGCCGGGAGAUGCGGUGGCGCUUUGCAACGCGUUGAAAGAGUUUCACGAGGAGCUUAUUCAGCAGAGAUUGUCGCUGGAUGACAUUAGGAGGAUUGCUAAGCAUGGGAAGCUGCUGGAAGUGAAGUGA